ACUGCCCCACUCCUUCCUUCCUCUCUCUCUCUCUCUCUCUCUCUCUCUCUCCUCUGUUGCUCUCUCUAUAAAAUCAACUCUCGCAGUCUCACUCCAUCCUCAUCUCUCCGUUCACGCACUGAAAACAGAAAUUAUUAGCUAGCACGCAGAGCGAUUCACUGUGUUGCUCUGUGUGUGGGGGAAAGGAUAUGGGUAGUGAUGGGUCGUCCUUCUCCAGCCCCUCGGCCUACCUCCGGGCGCUGGCGCAGACGCCGUCUCGCCUCGCCCGGCGGGCUGGUUCGGUCUCCACUUCCUUCGAGGAAAUGAACCGGGUACGGGCCCGGUCCGGAUCGGUCAUGCAGCGGAACCUCCGGUGGUUCGACCUUGUCGGGUUCGGCGUCGGUGGCAUGGUCGGCGCCGGCGUGUUUGUUACUACAGGUCAGGCCACCCGCGUCGCCGCCGGCCCCGCUGUCGUCCUCUCGUACGCCAUUGCCGGCCUCUGCGCCCUCCUCUCCGCCUUCUGCUACACCGAGUUCGCCGUCGACAUGCCCGUCGCCGGCGGCUCCUUCAGCUACCUCCGCGUCACCUUCGGGGAAUUCGCCGCUUUCCUUGCCGGCUCGAAUCUGAUAAUGGACUAUGUUCUAUCGAACGCCGCCGUAGCCCGCAGCUUCACGUCUUACCUGGGGAGAGCGAUUGGAGUCUCCGCCGAAACGAAGUGGAUAAUAACAGUAUCGGGUCUCCCAGACGGGUUCAACCAAAUCGAUUUUGUAGCCGUCGUCGUCGUUUUGAUCAUCACUGUCGUCAUCUGCUACAGCACGAGGGAGAGCUCGCUGCUGAACAUGAUCUUGACGGCGGCUCACAUACUGUUCAUAGCAUUCGUAAUCCUAAUGGGUUUUUGGAAGGGAGAUUGGAAGAACUUCACCGUACCGGCGGAUCCGAAUCACGCGGCAGGGUUCGCCCCUUUCGGAGUUUCCGGUGUCUUCAACGGAGCUGCCAUGGUUUACAUGAGCUACAUCGGAUACGAUGCCGUUUCGACGAUGGCAGAAGAGGUCAGAAACCCAGUUAAGGAUAUCCCUGUCGGGGUUACUGGCUCCGUUAUGCUUGUUACCGUCCUCUACUGCUUAAUGGCUGCUUCGAUGUGUAAACUCCUCCCUUACGAUCUGAUAAACAUGCAGGCGCCGUUUUCGGCGGCGUUCAGCGGGAAAUCGGACGGCUGGAGAUGGGUGUCGAACGUGAUAGGGGUGGGGGCGAGCUUUGGAAUCCUGACGUCGUUGUUGGUGGCGAUGCUGGGCCAGGCGAGGUACAUGUGCGUCAUCGGACGGUCCAACGUAGUCCCCGCGUGGUUCGCUAGGGUCCACCGUAAGACAUCUACGCCCGUCAACGCUUCGGCUUUCUUGGGAGUGUUCACGGCGGCCAUUGCCCUCUUCACCGAUGUGAGUGUCCUCCUCAACCUCGUAUCGAUCGGGACCCUCUUUAUAUUCUACAUGGUGGCAAACGCCCUCAUUUACCGGCGUUACGUGACGAUCGGGACAACAAGCCCGUGGCCGACCCUAUCCUUCUUGUGCUCCUUCUCCCUCACCUGCAUUAUGUUCACUUUGAUAUGGCACUUCACCCCCCACGGCAGGCCAAAAGCCUUUAUGCUCGGCGCCUGCUCCAUAAUCGCCGUUGCUAUUCUUCAACUGUUCCAUUGCAUUGUGCCCCAAACACAAAAGCCCCAAUUCUGGGGUGUACCCUUCAUGCCAUGGAUACCAUCCGUCUCAAUUUUCAUGAAUAUUUUCCUGCUGGGGUCCCUUGAUGCGGCAUCCUACGUGCGGUUUGGGUUCUUUUCAGCCAUAGCAGUGCUUCUCUAUGUUCUAUACAGUGUUCAUGCCAGCUAUGAUGCAGAAGAAGGGGGUUUUGGUCAAAACAGUGGUGAUCAAAUCCUCAAGGAACCAGCAAAAAGUAUUGGAGAUAGGAACAGCCUCAAAGUGUAAAAAGAAUUUUCUUUUGCCUUUUGCUCUUCUUCUGUUUUUCUUUUUUGGCAUAAUGGGUUUUCUUCAACUUUUUACAUAUGUGGGUUGAUGGGUACUUUUGAAAAGGGGUGAAGGGGCAAAAGAAGAGAAGAAAAGGAAAGCAAGGGAGUGGAGUGAACAGAAUGCAAUUGGCAAGCUGUAUAGGUGGGUCUAGAGUGGGAGUAGGUGUAGGCAUGGAUCCCUUGUGAAUUGGGUUGUGUUGGCCAUCAGCUCAAGUGUACUGUUGAUGUUUGACAUGCAACUGUCAAUGAAAAAUCAAGAAAGCAACACACUCAGCCUUGAGGUUGAGGGAUUGAAUUUUUUGGUUCC
Messenger RNA from Malania oleifera, 2300 nucleotides. Its product is annotated as cationic amino acid transporter 6, chloroplastic. Bases 189 to 1952 code for a protein of 587 amino acids. Gene Ontology annotation, molecular function: amino acid transmembrane transporter activity. The transcript has 5 exons. Gene Ontology annotation, biological process: amino acid transport; transmembrane transport. Lineage: Eukaryota; Viridiplantae; Streptophyta; Magnoliopsida; Santalales; Ximeniaceae. Gene Ontology annotation, cellular component: plasma membrane. The record is from RefSeq and is a predicted model, not a curated record.